UCGGGUGAAGAAGAUGCUUAUAUUUUUGCGCCUCGUUAUGUGAUUCUCAUUCGACAUUUGAAGUAAAUAAAUUACCCAAGGAUCGAGCUAAAUGUCUGCUGAUUGUAUUUCGUCAAUCUGAAGUAUUAAAAGUGAACUUUAAUCAAGGGGAUGAGUGUUUAAAGGUGAAGAGUGACCACCGCACGGGUGUUUUGACUAUGAGGAAGGACUGGAGAGAGUGAGUGACAUCCUAGAAAUGAUUAAAAUCGCAGAAAGAAGGAACAAAUUCAAUUGAAUUAAUUAAAUCUAGAAAUUUCAAAUUAAUUGAGGAUGAGGGAGAAUUAUAGUCAAUGUGGAAUGAAAAAAUAGUGAGCAUUUGGGGAGACGGUGCAUAUUGACUGACGGCAACGUGGGAGGGGCAACGCGUACACCCGGAGGAGCUUUUCGUUGGGGUAUUGGGGCGAAGAGGGGCACUGAAACGAGAAACGAGUGUACGUGUGAACGCAGAGGGAAAAAGAAGUGUCAAUUUUAAAUCCCUCAUUGUUUGAUACUUCAUGGUGAUGACUUUGAAAUGUAUUUGUUAAAUUAUUUUUGACAAUUAGUUGUAGGUAAUAACGGGUAACAGACAGUUGAAAGCUUGGUUUUGAAAUCGUAAGCGGCCUAUAUGGAUUUUUGCAUGUCUGCAUACCGGCGAAAAAAUAGUCUGUCAAUACUUGAGAUACAUGAAUGGUCACGGUAACGUUGGUCUGUGGGGAAUGAGUGAUGAUGGAGUAACAAUCAAAUGUCAUAAUUUAAUAGACAAUGAAUAAUAAAUUGUAAUAAUCAGGGAGAUUUCAAUUGUACCGGUGGGGCUAAUGUGGCCUAAUAUGGGUAUAGGGUUAUUGACGAUACUAUUCGGCAAUAAAUAAAGUUAUGUCUAGAUUGUUUAAUUGAGAAUAUUGGACAAUUGUGAGAUAUUUGAAACGUAGACUUAGAUAACGUGUUGAAGAGAAUAAAAGAGACGCGAUGCGUCAGUUGGCAAAGUGGACGUUAUGCCUUGGCAUAUUUUUUUUUAUCACCAUUCGAAUCAGUCGUCAACAGGAGGAGGACAUACCGCACAAUGAGGUGAGAAAUUGGGCGCUCAAGUUUGGAGUGGAUUUGUGGGAGUUUGGAAAACAGGCGACGAAACUAGCGGAGAUUCAGCGAAAAUAUCAUAAUGAUGGGGAAACUACUGUAAACAAGAAGGAUGGACUUGUGUUGGUGAGGGAAAUGGCUGCUGAGGUGAAGAAUAUGUUGGACUUCAAGAUGAACGCAGUUAUGAGGCUGAUGGAAAGUGCCGAGCAAGCUGCUGUCUCUUCCUCGAGGGAGGCGAAUACUUCACCGAGGUAUUACAGCUCCCACGAUAUCAACAGAUUCACUAGUGAUGUAAAGGGGACACCGCAUCCUCGUGAGGUGCUGCUCUCAGUUCAUCGACACUUUGACAAUUUGCCAGUUAAUCUGAGCAUGUCGGGUGUACUCCUACCUCCGGGGGUUAAAGAUUCUGAUAGCGAAGUUGCUGUCGGGCUUCAGUGGAGUGACCACCUGGAUCCCCUCUUCGUUAAUAACUACGAGAGUGAUCCCACUCUCUCCUGGCAAUACUUUGGAGCAACUGCUGGAUUUUUAAGACGUUUUCCAGCCAUUGCCUGGCCUCCAAGAAAGUUCUCAAACGAUCCAGAAGACAUGCCUGACGUGUCUGAUUUUCGUACGAUGAACUGGUUUGUCGGUGGUGCGACAAGCCCCAAAGACCUAGCCAUUCUCGUCGAUGCUGCGAGUUUUUCCUCUAGAAAACUUCGAAGUUUGACGAUAGCUACUGUUAGAAGUAUCUUGGAUACGCUCUCGUCCAAUGAUUACGUAAAUGUCUACCGAUAUGGAAACAGCGUCGAAGAAAUUGUGAGAUGUUUCAAGGACACUCUAGUCCAAGGAUCUCCGGAGAAUAUUAAAGAGAUGAAAACGACACUACCCUCGGUGCAGGCCGAGUCCAAUACCAAUGUUUCGGCGGCCCUAAGCGUUGCUUUCGAGGUUCUGCAUAGGUACAACAGGUCGGGACUGGGAAGCCAAUGUAAUCAAGCAAUCAUGCUAAUUACUGCCAAUACUGAAGCUGCUACAGCAGAUCUUAUUAAGAAAUAUAACUGGCCUCAUAUGCCUGUCAGGAUUUUUACGUAUCUGGUGGGAGGAGACAAGAGUCCAGAGCUCAAAGAGAUGGCCUGCGGCAACAAAGGUUUUUACGCGAGGAUUUCUUCAAUGGAAGACGUGAAGAGUAAAGUUUUCGAGUACAUAAAAGUACUCGCCAGGCCCAUGGUGCUGUACCAGCAUGAUCACCCCAUUCACUGGACACCUGCUUAUGUGGGUGGCGAGACUGGGAGAUAUGGACAAGAGGGACACCCCCAACUCAUGACUUCAGUCACAGCGCCCAUUUUGGAUCGUCGUAAUCACACGGUAACGGCAAAAACCGCUAAUUUACUGGGAAUUGUUGGAACUGAUGUGCCAAUUGAAGAAAUUCAAAAGCUCGUCCCUCCAUACAAGCUCGGUGUCAAUGGUUACUCUUUUAUCGUCGACAACAAUGGGCGGGUCCUGUAUCAUCCCGAUUUGCGUCCUUUGCCAACUGGUCUUUCUUAUGAAAACUCUUUGAAGCCUCGUUACACGAGUGUUGAUCUCUCCGAAGUGGAGUUAUCCGAGGACGAUGGCCCCACUCACCCUCUGAAUAAUUCGGGACUUCCGGAUUUGAGACGAGAUAUGAUUGACCAGAAAGAGGGCGAGAUUAGUUUCGCCGUGAAAAUCCAUUACGACGAUAUGAGAAGAGUAACAAUUAGAAAGCACAACUACUUUUACAAACCGAUUGCGGGGACUCCGUUCUCUCUGGGAUUGGCAUUGCCUGAGGGCUAUGGCAUGUUAGAAGUCAACGCCGAACUGGAAAUAAAGCAUGCGAUAGUGAAUGUGUUCGAUUAUUUCAAUGGUACUAAUUGGAAAGUACACCCUGACUGGGUCUACUGCGAGUACAGUUCGGCGUCAGAUAAGAAAUUUAAGUCCUCUGAGGAACGUAUACUCCAUUUCCUAGCAAGAACAAGAAUGCCUGGAUGGAAAUGGAUGUCAAUGAGACCAAAGAGUCCCAGCUCGCAUCAUAAUCAAGCGAGCAAGCCUGACAAAGACGCACAUUACUGUGAUAAAAGACUAGUUCAGUCUCUCGUACUGGACGCAGUUGUAACUGGUGGAUUUAAUAAGAGGGACAGUAAUGCAAUGCACAAGGAGGAUAAUCAGAACCCCAUUGCCAUACUGAUGGCUCUUCUGCACAGCCAAGGAAAGGGGAGAUUCGACAUUGUCCGGAGUUUCAUUGCAACGAGGAGUGGCCUCUUGCGAUGGCACGAUCAUCAAGAGAAUAAGGAGGCUGAUGAUGAACCGCAUUUUGCUGAUAUGAACAAAAGAGCUAUGGACACUUCUUGGUACAAAAGAGCUGCUGAGCAACAUGCCAUUGAACCAAUGAGUUUUGUCUUCAGUGUACCAUCCAACGCAGCGGAGCUCUCGGAGCCUCUGGUAACAGCAACGCAUGCGGUUUAUGUCGAGAUGAGAAACGGCCACAAAGCACCAGCGGCUGUGGUCGGCCUCCAAUUCCAGCAUUCGUCUCUGGCGACUCAUUUCAUGAAUAUUACUUCCACGUGUUCAAAUUGCAAGAAGAAUUGCGCCUCUGAAGAGCUUGAUUGCUAUAUUUUGGAUAAUAGCGGAUUCAUUAUAAUAAGUGAACGCCAUGAACACACAGGGAAAUUCUUUGGAGAGAUUGACGGGACCAUCAUGGAUUCACUUGUACAGGAUAAAAUUUAUCGCAAAGUUACAGUGGUGGAUUAUCAGGGCGUCUGCUCACCCCAGGAGUCAUAUUUAUCAGGGGCACCGAGAAGUGUUUCCCAAUCGAUCCUGAAGACGAUGGGAUCAGCACUCGGCCUACUUUGGGCCUCGUUCCUCAGGCUAAACCUAUACGAAUCAAUCACUCCUGCGUUGGGAUGGCCUGGAGAUGAACAACGUGACGACACUGAAGUCAGAGACGAAGAGGAGACUCUCGACGAGAUUUAUCCCCCAAAUCUGUCAGAAGAUCGUCCCGCAGCCGAGAGUGACAAGAUCCUCCAAUAUCCAGCAUCUGUGCCCACCGCAUCUCCAGCUCAUGCCACAUCACCUCCAUAUGUGCUCAACAAACUGCGCACGUGUGAGAAGAAAACCGAUUUAUACAUUCUCCAGCCUGAAAGGCUCAAUACCAGUGGCCAGAGUAAUCCCUUAAAGGGUAAAUUGACUAAUUGUCAUGUCACAGGUUGCGAGAGACCCUUUAGCGUCCAAAAAAUCGUUCACACGAAUCUCAUCCUCCUAGUCGUCGACACCCUUUGUCCCUGCGGCAGCAAACAACUGAGUAUCGAACCCAUCGAGGCACUAACUGACUCAAAUGCCUGCACAGCAAGGAGGGAAAGUCUCUACCGCAGACGACCCCCAAAAUGCAUCAAUUACCAUCCCGAAGAGAUGGAGAUCAAAUACUGUGGCAAUGCCAGCCGACUCUGCAUAUCCUACAGUCUUAUUAUCGCUGUUAUUUCAAUCUACUUCACGUGACUCAAUGCUUAAGAAGUACGGUUACAACGAUGAAGAAUAAUUGAAAUUUUUUUAUUUACCUCCAUUUAAACGCGAGGAAGUUGAGUCUAAUGGAAGAAGAAAAAAUUAUUUGUUCAGUUAGUUUAUUGACGAAUGUCUGGAAUGAGUUUGGAUUUACAGUGAAAUUAUGUGGAAGAAGCUGCUGAUUUUGAAGAAAAAGGCAAAAAAUUAUUUGAUCGACUAUCAAAUUGAUGAAAAAAGGGGAAUUUUUUAUUCGAAGAGGAUAAUUAUAAUAUCGGGAUUGAUUCGCCGUCCGUUGAGUACGACGCAUUACCCUCUUGAUCCGUUCGUGGUAAAGAAGAUGAAUGAUAAAUAAAUAAAAUAAGUAAUUAAAUAAAUGCAUAAAACGGCUCAAACAAUGUUUAGACAAUACCGUUCGGCUGCAAGAUAUUUUGCUUGCGCAAUAGUCGACAAAACAAAUGUUUUUUAUUCUUGUCUUUGGGUUUUAUGAGGUUUAAUAAUAUUUAAUGAAUAGUACAAUUUUUUAUAGGUUUUAUUUAUGGAGAAUGAUAGAGAGUGGCGACUAUUUCGAUGAGAUUGAGGCAGUUAUUCAAUAACUGGGGGAUUGCAACGGGCGUAGCUCGUUAAUCCGCGCCUUAGUCCCCACGCAAUAUCCCUUUUUGGGAGCUGACGGAAUUUAUGGGGAUAUAACUAUAUAUUGGUGAUGAAGUAGUGAAACGAAUUGAAUUGACUCAACUUCGAAAUUAGUUUUUGGUGGGUAUAAUUUUAAGGGUUAUGGCUAAAAUUUACUAUCUCUCUUCGAUUCAAAGGUAUUAAUCGAAAACUAAUUUCAAGUACUUGAAUCGCGAUUUUUAAUAUCUCGAAAUUGAAAGGAGAGAGCAAAAUUUCUGUGAGAACCUUUUUCUGUGAAGGCAAUUGAAGAGCUACAAAAUGGGUCCCUACAAAAUUUUUGCUCUUACCGCUUCACUUUCAGAAAUUGAGUUCAUCGAAAUGAUGGACUCAUCUCAUUUUAUCACUGCAUCACAUAUUUAUAGACUUUAAAUAAGCAAUAAAGAAUCGAAUAACCCCAUAACAUUCGAUCAUUAUAAUUGUAUUUGCGAAAAUGGAUAUUGCGUAUAGACUACCUCUGGGUUUCGAGAGAUAAAUCUGAAAAAAAAUAAAAAAAAUGUCAAUCGAGAGAAUUAUCUUUUAUUUUUAGUUGAUAGUAUAAAGAUAUAUACAUAUAAAUACGUACGCCGGCGUUUUUAUUUGCUGUUAAUUGUUGACGCACUCAUGAUUUAUCAAGAGAAAGAAGAGAAGAAUACUUAAAUUAAUUAAAUUAAAUGAUUAAAAAAAUAGAAAAAAGUGUUUGAAAUGAGUUAUUUUAAAUUAAAACGUAAAUUGAAAAAACAUUAGGAUCAAUGGCAUUGAUUUGCAAUGGUUAAAUUCAAUAGUAGUGGCCGAGCCAUUUAUUAAAAAACCCCAGUGAGCGAAAUUCUUGCAAUUAUUUAAACUUGGAUUGAUGACGAUUGAUAUAUUUAUAUCCAAAGUUCUAAGGACUCUGGAUAUUUCAUUAAUCUAAAAGAUGAUGAAAUAAAAAAAUGGUUAUAUUGUUCAGAGAUGACCCGAAUGAUCGUAUUUAUAAUGUUACGAAUGAGAUAGCGUUGUUCUUAAUGUAUAAAAACAAACAAAUUAAAUACGUUUUUCCUUUCAUUUUUUAGUUUGAAUUAACAAUUAUUCUAUUACAAGACCAUUUUUUACUGUGUCUUCCACGAAACGGCCUUUCUUAAAGUGGAUUUACGAAGAUGCGUAUUGGAGGAAUGAAGAGAGAAAAACCACAAAAUGGGGUAAAUAUUGUGGCAAAAGAUUGAGAAAACUUGAAUUAAUAAAAAGUGGAAAACAAAACAUACAUGUUGAACUUCGAAAAUACAUAUCGGCUAUCACAGAAAAACUUCCAGGUGCGAAAGAGUGUAAAAACAAAAAUAAAAUGACAAAAUAAAACAUGUAACUUCAUGAAACAAAUCUACUAUAUGUUCCGGGAAUCCCUACAUUCUCAAUAAUUAUAAGCGAAAAACUGUAGGCGAUAAUAAUUAUACAAAUAACGAUAUAAACUUUUAAUGAAAAACAAAAGAGCAGAAACUGAACAGAGUGAAGGAGGGGAAGAAUCGAUGAAGAAAUAAUGAAGACACAUUUUCCUUGAGAAGACUUACCUUUUCGAUGAAAGAAAAAAAAA
Diachasma alloeum is the source of this 6790-nucleotide messenger RNA. RefSeq names its product voltage-dependent calcium channel subunit alpha-2/delta-3 (gene stol). Gene Ontology annotation, cellular component: voltage-gated calcium channel complex. Gene Ontology annotation, molecular function: voltage-gated calcium channel activity. The transcript has 24 exons. Bases 985 to 4578 code for a protein of 1197 amino acids. The record is from RefSeq and is a predicted model, not a curated record. Lineage: Eukaryota; Metazoa; Arthropoda; Insecta; Hymenoptera; Braconidae.